Molecule: messenger RNA, 2804 nt
Organism: Amyelois transitella
Lineage: Eukaryota; Metazoa; Arthropoda; Insecta; Lepidoptera; Pyralidae
Gene: MFS3
Product: putative inorganic phosphate cotransporter
Exons: 11
Coding region: 253-1749 (498 amino acids)
Biological process (GO): transmembrane transport; monoatomic anion transport
Molecular function (GO): transmembrane transporter activity
Source: RefSeq, a predicted model, not a curated record
UAGGACGAGAGUGUACCGUAAACGGUUUUGGAGACCAUGCCGGUACGCACGUCGGCGGCGAGUCUUCUCAUCAGAUUACUCAUACUGGAAACGAUUACACCAUGAAUGAGAAGUGUUGCGCGCGUUACAUUAGGUGUAGGUAUUUGAUCUGAUCGGUGCUUAGCGCGGUGGUUAUAACUUCGUUGCAGUGACAAUAUUUUUUAAUUUUUUAGUUAUAAAGACAUAUUUUCUUGAGGUUUUAGUGUGAGUUUAAUGAUGGACGUACCGGCGAAGGGAAAUAUUUUCGGACGAUGCCUCCCCGCUCGCUACAUUCUAGCGGUCCUCGGCUCCAUUGGGAUGGCCAUCAUUUACGGGUUAAAGGUCAACCUGUCAGUCACCAUGGUCAGCAUGCUGAACAACACGGCCAUCAAGAGCCUGACAGGAGAGAAGGCGGUCUCGAGCACAGAUAAUAGCACAGCAACAUGUGGUGGGGACGUGGCUGCUGAGGACGCGGAGGAUGGACCUUUCAUCUGGAUGCCUGAAGUACAAGGCAUGAUCCUCAGUUGCUACUUCUGGGGAUAUUUGGUGUCACAACUUCCUGGUGCCCGUAUCGCAGAGCUCUUCUCAGCAAAAUGGGUGAUGUUCUUCAGUGUUGCCAUCAACGUUGUAGGGACAUUACUCACUCCUGUAAUGGCGGAGACUCACUACGCGGGCGUCAUCGUCAUGAGAGUCGCUGAAGGCGUCGGUGGGGGAGUAACAUUUCCGGCUAUGCACGUGCUUUUGUCGAAAUGGGCGCCGCCAGCUGAACGCAGCGUGAUAUCAGCAUUGGUUUACGCGGGAACCUCUCUUGGCACCGUCAUCUCUAUACUGAUGGCUGGGAUUCUGGCUGCUAAAGUCGGCUGGGAGAGCGUGUUCUACGUGAUGGGAGGUCUGUCCAUCAUAUGGAUGGUGCUGUGGACGAUCCUGGUCAAGGACUCCCCGCAACAGCAGCCCCUGAUCAGUGUCGAGGAGAGGGAGAUGAUCGUCACCUCGCUGGGAGGCAGCACUGCUGAUCAUUCUGAGCAUAAGAAACUGCCAAUCCCGUGGAAGGCCGUGCUGACUUCCCCGCCGUUCCUGGCCAUCCUGGUGUCGCACGUGUGCUCCAACUGGGGCUGGUACAUGCUGCUCAUCGAGCUGCCCUUCUACAUGAAGCAAGUUCUCAAGUUCAACGUGGCUGAGAAUGCAUCAGCAACGGCGCUCCCGUUCCUCUCGUUGUGGCUGUUCAGCAUGGCUCUCAGUAAGACCUUCGACUGGAUGCGAGGCAAGGGCUACAUCACCACCACCACGGCUAGGAAAAUCGGCACUUUAUUUGCGUCGGCGGUGCCCGCGCUGGCGCUGCUGUCGCUGAGCUACAUCGGCUGCGCGCGCGCCGCGGCGCUGGCGGCCACGGCGCUGGGCGUCACGGCCAUCGGCGGCAUGUUCUGCGGGUUCCUCGCCAACCACAUCGAUAUCGCGCCCAACUUCGCAGGUACUCUGAUGGCUUUAACAAACAGCGUGGCCACCAUACCAGGCAUCGUGGUACCUAUUUUCGUCAACUACCUCACUCAUGGAAAUCAAACUAUAUCAGCAUGGCGCGUGAUCUUCUUCGUGACAAUCGGCCUUUACGUCAUCGAGAUAUUAGCGUACACAAUCUUCGGCUCGGGCGAAGAGCAGCCCUGGAAUAAGGUCCCGGACGAGAAACAGGAACACGCUGAGAGCAAGCCACUUAAUGAGGAUGUUAAAGACGUUUAAAAUAAAGGAUCCUAGGUAAUACAAUGACGUGUAAAAGCUUUCCUUUAUGGCAAGGGAAAUAUGAAAAAUUAUAAUUUCAUUUCAUGCUGAACGUGGCCUAUAAGUCUUUUCAAGAUUGUUGGCUCUGUUUCCCCCGCAAGAGAUAUAGACGUGACUAUAUGUAUGUAUGUAUAAUUCAACAUUACGUUGAUAUCUGUAGGCUUAAUGAAAAUUACACACGCAUUAAGUGCUACGCAUAUUUUUAGGAACAAGGUCCCGUUUACUACUACCUUCUACAAAGGAAUACGAUUAUAAUAGAAAAAAACUUUCAAAGAGAUUUCACACAUAGUCAAUUGUUUUGUAAUGCAUCUCGAAUAUGUACUUAGCUUAAGUACUUCAUUAAAUACUUUAAAUUCUGAGAAUAAAAUUUAUAUCAAGUUAUUUUAAGAAUAAUGUAAGGCAAGAGAAUAAUUUAUCUGAAUAAUGUGCAUUUUAUAAGAUUUUAUAUAGUUUUUUUUUACAAUUAUUUCAAUAUGCCACUCCGUGGUAUCCAUGUAUUUUUUAUAAAAAAGUGGGUACUUAUAAUGAAAAGGAUGUGGAAAAAGGAUUAAUGUGUAUUUAUUGACGGAUUCAAUCAGAGAGGGUCGAGAAUUAAAGGGACUUGAAUCUAACCGUAUCUAAAUGAGGUGGGAGGGGGGGAGGGGUCUAUAUGUGAUAUCAUAUAAGGCAAAUCAACAAUAUAUGUAUUUAUAGAAAGCUAGUAAAUUUAAGAUUUGUUAUUUUGGGAUUGCCUUUUUAUGCAUUUUGUAAGUGGAUGAAACGCCAUUUGUGCCAUUUCUAUGACUGCAUUUGAAGAUUUUUAUAAUAUUGUUGUCUAUGUGUACUUAAAAAUAUGUAUUUUCCAAGAUUAUUAAAUAUUAUGAUAUCAGUAUUUUAUUGAAAUUAUUUCUUUAAUCUUUGUUAAACGAAUCUCGUAGCUAAAUGAUAAAAAAAAGAACUACUUUUUAGAUAAUCGCUUUGUAAGUCUAUUUUAAAUAGCUUUUGUAUGUGUUUUACUAUAGUUUAUUGUAUAUAAA